Messenger RNA from Drosophila elegans, 504 nucleotides. RefSeq lists its product as uncharacterized. The transcript has a single exon. Lineage: Eukaryota; Metazoa; Arthropoda; Insecta; Diptera; Drosophilidae. The record is from RefSeq and is a predicted model, not a curated record. The coding region runs from base 30 to 350 and encodes 106 amino acids.
GGGCCGAGUUAUAUUCAAACACAUUUUGAAUGCCCACCGAAAGGCACACAAUCAAAAUUCCAAAAGAGCCCAGUUCUAAAAGCUGUUUUCCAAUCGCCAUUCGCCGCUCUCAGCAAAGUCAUCCUGCGAUGGACGGAGGCGGCGACAAUCAGCUGUCGCUGAGAUCCUUUCGCAGUCGCAGUCAGCCGCCCGCAGGCUUUCUCUACAAUGCUGGAGCACCCAGAGAAUCGCACGCAGGUCCUGAUCCCGCCCAUUGGGAGGCAGUGGCCUUGCAAAGGGCGUUCCAAGCCAUGAUCGCAGCGGAGCUGGCGGAGGACUCGGGCUUCGAGUCGGAUAGUGAGAGCGGAUAGCCGGAUGUGAAAAUGGUUCGCUCCAUUGAACCUUAGUCCUUAUUACGCUGAAACCUCAGAGAGAAAGUAAAUUCAUACUGCGUCAAAAGGCGCAUUUCAGUGUCAACCAUCAUAUUUAACAUUGAAAUAUAUAAAUGAUUUUAUACUUCUUAAA